AUUUUCAUUAAAAUUAUCUUUUUUAUUAUUAACAUUAGUAUAUACACAUAAUAUAAAAUGGCCACAUUAUCACGUAAUUUACGUCUUUCACUCGAUACUCCAACCAGUACCUUUGUUAGAACCAAAAUUGUUUGCACAAUUGGUCCAAAGACAAUGAGCGAAGAUUCACUUAUUAAAUUAAUUGAAACUGGCAUGAACGUUUGCAGACUUAAUUUUUCACAUGGUACCCACGACUAUCACGGUCAAGUUAUCAGAAAUGUUAGAUCAGCCAUGGAAAAGACUGGUAAAAUUAUUGCCAUUAUGUUAGAUACUAAAGGUCCAGAAAUUAGAACUGGUAAAAUUGAAGAUCGUCAAGGUUAUGUUGAUUUAUUCGUUGGUCAAGAAAUUCUUGUCGAUACUGAUACUGCCAAACCAGGUAAUUCAUUCAGAAUUGCCAUCGAUUAUAAAGGUUUACUUGAUUCAGUCAAAGUUGGUGGUUAUAUUUUAAUUGCUGAUGGUGUUAUUUCAUUAUCAAUUACUGCUGUUGAAAAAGAAAAAGGUCACGUUGUUUGUAGAGUUAAUAAUAACUCACGUUUAGGUGAAAAUAAGAAUGUUCAUUUACCAGGUGCAAUUGUUAAUUUACCAGCUGUUUCAGAAAAAGAUAUCGAAGAUAUUAAAUUUGGUGUUGAACAAAAUGUUGAUUUCAUUGCAGCUUCAUUCAUUAGAAAAGCUGAUGACGUUUUAGAAAUUAGAAAGAUUUUAGGUGAAACAGGUAAAGACAUUCAAAUUAUUUCAAAGAUUGAAAAUGUUGAAGGUGUUGACAAUUUCAAUGAAAUUUUAGAAGUUUCUGAUGGUAUUAUGGUUGCUCGUGGUGAUCUUGGUGUUGAAGUUCAAAUGGAAAAGAUUUUCGUUGCCCAAAAGAUGAUUGUAAGUAAAUGUAACGCUGCUGGUAAACCAGUUAUUACUGCCACACAAAUGUUAGAAUCUAUGAUUAAAAACCCAAGACCAACCAGAGCUGAAGCUACUGAUGUUGCCAAUGCUGUUCUCGAUGGUUCAGAUUGUGUUAUGUUAUCAGGUGAAACUGCCUCUGGUGACUAUCCAUUCGAAGCUGUUGAUAUCAUGACCAAGAUUUGCAGAGAAGCCGAACUUGUAGAAUCAUCAACUGAUUACCAAUCACUCUUUGCUGCCCUCAAAUUAUCAUCACCAAAACCAGUUACUGUCGCUGAAACCGUUGCUUCAUACGCCGUCGCUACUGCCAUCGACUUAAAAGCUGAUCUCAUCAUCACUCUUACCGAAACUGGUCUUACUACCCGUCUUGUCAGCAAAUAUCGUCCAUCCAUCCCAAUUAUUGCUGUUACCUCAUGGAGACACACCGUCAAACAUCUUUUAGCCACCAGAGGUGCUAUUCCAUUUUUAGUUGAAUCAUUAAUUGGUACCGAUAAACUUGUCGAAUCAUGUCUUGAAUACGCCAUCAAACAUAAUCUUUGCAAAGUUGGUUCAAGAGUUGUCAUUGUUUCAGGUGUUAUGGAAGGUGUCCAAGGUAAAACCAAUUCACUUAGAGUUUUAACUGUUGGCGAAUCAAUUAGAGGUAUUAAGAAAUAAGAACUGAAUUGUCUUUUUCAUUUUCACUCCAUACAAAAUAUUUAAAAAUUAAAAUUUUUUUCUUGCUGCCAUUAAAUGUUAAAUUAUUUAAUGGUUGUGUAAAUAUAAUAAUAAUAAUUUUUCAUUAUAAAUCUAUGAUUUUUUUUUUUUUUUUUCAAAAUAAAAAAAUUAUAAUUAU
Molecule: messenger RNA, 1759 nt
Organism: Dictyostelium purpureum
Lineage: Eukaryota; Evosea; Eumycetozoa; Dictyosteliales; Dictyosteliaceae
Product: pyruvate kinase
Exons: 4
Coding region: 58-1581 (507 amino acids)
Biological process (GO): glycolytic process
Cellular component (GO): cytoplasm
Molecular function (GO): magnesium ion binding; pyruvate kinase activity; potassium ion binding
Source: RefSeq, a predicted model, not a curated record